Molecule: messenger RNA, 567 nt
Organism: Mytilus trossulus (common blue mussel)
Lineage: Eukaryota; Metazoa; Mollusca; Bivalvia; Mytilida; Mytilidae
Exons: 2
Coding region: 1-567 (188 amino acids)
Source: RefSeq, a predicted model, not a curated record
AUGAUGGAUCAUCGUGCUUCAAUCAGUGACUUUAUUUCACAAUUAACUAAUUUUGUAUCUCAGCAUGUGCCAGUAGUGGGGAGUCAUUUUUUCCCGUGUUAUAAGUGCUCGAUUCAACCUGAGAAUUUUGAAGAAAUGAAGAUUUGGUACCAUCAGCAACCCAUCAACACAUUUAGUUGUACACAAUUUGAUGUUUCUGCAUUAUAUCAUGCUUUGUUGCAUGAAAACAGAGAAACCAGAAUAGAAUGCCUCGUACGAAUGAGUGAGACAUUUCUGGGAGAAUUGAUGCAGCAGUGCAAUGCAGCUAAUAGUGUCCAAAGUCGAGACAUGCUGCAGAUAGCUUUAAAUAUCUUGAAGGACAGAAUACACUACCACAAUGCAAUGGUUAUGUUAAGUAGGGAUUCUUUUUGCUGUAUUGGUGAAAACCCACCUGUUGAUGGUCAGGGAGAGUGCUGGACAUCUGGCUGUGGUCGUACACUUUUGCUGUUGGAACGUUUUGAGGCCCUUCUGUUGAGAAGUCAGGAGAACCCCCCUCCGUAUGAGGAGAGGUCUCGCUUGCAUCUGUAG